AUGCACUCCACUGUUUACACCGGGCUUCUCUGCUCCCUGGCUGCGCCUGCUUUGGGCGUUGUCUGGGAGAGCCUUUCUGGCGGCGUCCCUAGCACUUGGUCCCUCUUGGAUGAGCCCACGACCUCCACUAUGUCCUUUGACCAAGGUUUCCACCCCGGCGAGUCGGAGUACGGUCAGUGGUUGGAGAAGGACGACGUUGAUGCCCAGUUCCCUGUUGUCGAUGAGGCUCCUGUUGUCAGCUGGUUGAAGAGCGCUGGUAUCCAGAACUACACCCUCGACGGUGCUCUGCUCAAGUUCAGCGGUAGCGUUGAGACAGUCAACAAGCUGCUGAACACCACCUUCGCUGUCUACGAGAAGGAGGGAUCCGUGAAGCUGCGUACCAGCGAGUACUCCAUCCCCAGCACCCUGGCGAGCUACAUUGAUGUUAUCUCGCCCACUGUGUACUUCGGCAAGACCCGCAAGGCUCUUCCCUAUCCCACCAAGGGACACCUGAAGGCCCGUUCUGAGAUCUCCGCCUCAUGCUCUGACCAGAUUACUCCUGAGUGCAUCAAGGAGAUGUACAACGUCGGUGACUACACACCUGAGGUUUCAUCUGGCAGUAAGAUCGGUUUCGGUAGCUUCUUGAACCAGUCUGCUUCGGAAUCCGAUCUGGCUGAUUACCAGAAGCUGUUUGAUAUUACAUCCCAGAGCUUCACCGUCACCACUCUCAACGGUGGUGUUGACGACCAGGAUGACUCUGUUGACAAUGUUGACGAGGCCAACCUGGAUGUGCAGCUGAUCAGCGCUGUCUCCCACCCUCUGCCUAUCCAUGAAUUUAUCACUGGUGGUACUGCUCCUUACUACCCUGAUGCUGAUGAGGAGGACGAGGAUGAGAACGAGCCUUACCUCAUCUACUACGAGUACCUUCUCUCCAAGACCAACUCUGAGCUCCCUCAGGUUAUUUCCAACUCUUACGGUGAUGACGAACAGACCGUCCCCGUGAAGUACGCCAAGUCUGUCUGCAACCUGAUCGGUUUGAACACUCUACGUGGUCUGACCAUCCUCCACUCUUCCGGUGACGAGGGUGUUGGCUCUGCUUGCCAGUCUACCGAUGGCACUACUCCCCAGUUCAACCCCAUCUUCCCCGCUACCUGCCCCUACGUCACUGCUGUUGGUGGUACCUCCGGUGUGAGCCCUGAGUACGCCUGGAACGCCUCCUCCGGUGGUUUCUCCAACAUCUGGGACCGUGCUUGGUUCCAGGAGUCCGCCGUCAAGACCUACCUGACCCACGUUACUAAGGAGACCCAGGCGUACUACUCCCAGUACACCGACUUCGAGGGUCGUGGAUUCCCCGAUGUCUCUUCUCACAGCUUGUACCCUGAUUUCGAGGUCAUCCUUGGCGGAGAGGCUUAUCUCUCUGGUGGUACCUCUGCUGCCUGCCCCACCUUUGCUGGUAUCAUCGGUCUGCUCAACGACGCCCGUCUGCGCGCUGGCAAGCCUGUCCUUGGUUACCUGAACCCCUUCUUGUACUCCGAGGGCUACAAGGCUCUGAACGACAUUACCACUGGUGCUUCCUACGGAUGCACUGGUAUUGAUCCCCAGAGCGACGAGGAGGUCGCUGGUGGUCUGACCAUUGCUGGUGCUUACUGGAAUGCCACUGAGGGUUGGGACCCAGUUACUGGUCUGGGUACUCCUAACUUCCAGAAGCUCAAGGAGCUUGUCCUUUCUCUGUAA
Penicillium malachiteum is the source of this 1713-nucleotide messenger RNA. Its product is annotated as S53 family peptidase. The transcript has 6 exons. The record is from RefSeq and is a predicted model, not a curated record. Gene Ontology annotation, molecular function: tripeptidyl-peptidase activity; serine-type endopeptidase activity. Lineage: Eukaryota; Fungi; Ascomycota; Eurotiomycetes; Eurotiales; Aspergillaceae. The coding region runs from base 1 to 1713 and encodes 570 amino acids. Gene Ontology annotation, biological process: proteolysis.